AUGGAGCCGCUGUGGGAAAACAUCUCACACAGACAUUUUAUUUUUAACGCCUUCGCUGACCUCGGCCCACUAAGACCACUCGUUUUCAUCCCUGUAUCCGUCCUGGUCAUUGUGUCGCUGUUUGCCAACUGCCUGCUGCUUUAUAUCAUCAUUUCUCAGAAAAGCCUCCAUUCUCCGAUGUACAUCCUGAUCGCCUGCAUGCUGGGCGUCGACCUGAGCCUUCCGAUGCUCAUCCUCCCCAACCUGAUGUUGAACCUGUUGUUUGACCUGAGAGGAGUUUCUUUGAGCGGCUGCUUGGGUCAGAUGUUUUUUCUUCACAUUUUAGGAACUUGUCAGUCUACUCUGCUGCUCCUGAUGGCAUUGGACCGGUACUUUGCCAUCUGCAGCCCACUCCACUAUCAAGAGCAUGUGUCUUUAACUAGAUUCCUCAAGUUUGUGUUACCCCUUCUGACCAGAAACGUGGUCAUGGUGUCAUUAGUGGUGAGUCUUGCAGGACGGUUGCCCUUCUGCUUUUCGAACAUCAUAAACCACUGCAUCUGUGAACACAUGGCGCUGGUGGAGCUGGCCUGCGGUGCCACCACCGCCAACAGUCUGGUUGGGUUGAUGACAGUGAUCUUUGUUACCGUGCUGGACUUUUGCUUGAUCAUCACCUCAUAUGUGGUCAUAUUCCACACCGUGCUGCUUUCAGGAAAAUCUGGGAGCAAAGCUCUUCACACCUGCAUCACUCACAUCAUCGUUAUGGUCGUCAGUCUGGCCUUCGUGCUUACAGUUUCUGUAGCGUAUCGGACCAGAAACAGUCUCCCAGCUGCCACUCGAGUCUCCAUCAGCAUUAUGUACCUGUUUGUUCCCAGCUGUUUCAACCCGAUCAUCUACGGCAUCAGAACCACAGAAAUACGACAGCACAUCCUGAAGGCUCUAUCAUUUUCUCGGCCUGUCCCAUCUGCAAACCAUCCUUGA
Molecule: messenger RNA, 957 nt
Organism: Nematolebias whitei (Rio pearlfish)
Lineage: Eukaryota; Metazoa; Chordata; Actinopteri; Cyprinodontiformes; Rivulidae
Product: olfactory receptor 52K1-like
Exons: 1
Coding region: 1-957 (318 amino acids)
Biological process (GO): G protein-coupled receptor signaling pathway
Cellular component (GO): membrane
Molecular function (GO): olfactory receptor activity; G protein-coupled receptor activity
Source: RefSeq, a predicted model, not a curated record